Molecule: messenger RNA, 7514 nt
Organism: Marmota monax (woodchuck)
Lineage: Eukaryota; Metazoa; Chordata; Mammalia; Rodentia; Sciuridae
Product: H-2 class I histocompatibility antigen, Q10 alpha chain
Exons: 8
Coding region: 1-1164 (387 amino acids)
Biological process (GO): immune response
Cellular component (GO): external side of plasma membrane
Source: RefSeq, a predicted model, not a curated record
AUGAAUGCAGAGAAAGUGUGGGAGAAGACCCUCUUCAAGAAAAUCCAGCACCCCUCACCCUGCACUCUCCUCCAUGGUUCCGCCCUCCGAGUGCUGAGCUUCAAUGCUUCCGCUUAUUUCGCCUGGGGCAGGUUCCGCAUUGGGACGUCAGCUGUAGUUCGCCUACUAGGCCUGGUGCCCCAAGGUCUUAGGACGCAUUCCGCCAGGACCCCCCUUCCAGCGGAGUGCGCGAAGCUGGAGGCCAAAGGCCAGCGAAGUCCCAGGAACGCACAAGUCGGGGUGGCGCCGUCGCUGCUGCUGCUGCUGCUGUCUGAGCUGGUGCCAGAGCGCACAGCAGAGAGUCCAUGGGGGCUGCCAGUGAUAGCGGAUGGCCCAGCUUCCUUAGCAAAGGUGGUGAUGGCAGAACUGUCCAGCUUGAAGUUUGAAGAAAAAACAUGGCCUGGAGGGACCCAUUCACUUCACUACCACUACCUAACCCUAUCAGAGCCAUGCCCAGGCCUCCAGAAGUUUCUGGCUGUGGGCUAUGUGGACGACCAGCCCUUCAUCUGGUAUGACAGUUGCAGAGGGAAGGCUGAGCCUCAGGCCCCGUGGAUGGCACUAGUGGAUGCCCAGUACUGGGAGACAGAAACCCAGAAACAGAGGGCCUGGGAGAAGGUGCAGCAGGUGGAGAUGUGGACAGUGAUGGGCUACCACAAUCAGAGUGGCGGUACACACAGUGCUCAGCGCAUGUUUGGCUGUGAGAUCCAGGAAGAUGGCAGGUCCAGCAGCUUCUGGCAAUUUGGCUUCAAUGGACAGGACCACCUGUCUCUGGACCUAGAGACACUGAGCUGGGUGUCAGCAGAGCCAGUGGCUGUGCGGACCAAGCGCUGGUGGGAGAUGGAGCGCUGCUAUGCAGAGUAUGACAAGGCCUACCUGGAAAGCCUCUGCCUCAUCUCCCUGCACAGGUAUCUGGAGCUGGGAAGCCAGAGCCUCACUUGGAUAGAGCCUCCCAUGGUGCAGGUGACAAAGCACACCACCCAGGAUGGGACCAUGCUGAGAUGCUGGGCCUUGGGCUUCUACCCACCAGACAUCUCACUGAGCUGGUGGCUGGGUAGGAAGGAGCUGGUCCUGGAGACUGAGCAUGUGGAGACACGCCCCAGUGGGGAUGGCACUUAUCAGACAUGAACAUCAGUUCGGGUGCCAGCUGGGAAGGAGGCCUGGUAUACCUGCCACGUGCAGCACCCUGGCCUGAAGCACACCCUCACUGUGGCAUGGGACUCAUCCUCUAUUGGCAAUGACAGUGGCAAUGGCACACUACUUGGUGGGGUCACUGUCCUGGUCUUUGUUGGGCUGGUAGCUGUAAUUGUGAUACUGAAAAAGAAGUGUCUUCAAGGUGGAGAAGAUAAUCUUAACUCCCAAAGCCCAGCAAGGACAGAAGCUGCUCAGACUCUCUGCUGAUUAAAAUUCCCCAUUACAAAAUCAAGGAAGUAUUUUGUAGGGGCAUUUUGGGUCCCCUAGAGAAACCCUAAACUAACUGGCUGAUAGCUGUGAUCUGACCACAAAGAGUCUAUCCUAUCUUCUUAUUUCUGCCAGCCUCCUUAUACAUGAUAUCUGCAACUGAUAUGGUUUUUCCAUUCCUGAAGUCAUUCUAAAAAAUCUAAUCAUUUCAGGGCUCAGGAUGUAGUUUAAUUGUAGAACAUUUGCCUAGCCUAUAUAAGACUAUGGGCUCCAUCCCCCAGCAUUGCAAAAAAAAUAAUACCAAACAAAAAAAUCUAAACAUUUCCUGUUGGGGGCAGAUAGAAGGGCAGUAAUAACAGUUCCUCAGAUCUGUUUCCCACUUGACAAUUUGCAGAAUGAUUUCAUGUUAUAUAUCUAUAUCUAUCUAUCUAUCUAUCUAUCUAUCUAUAUCUAUAUCUAUAUCUAUAUAUAUAUAUAUCUCACACUUGAGCCUCAUGGGCAUCCUGUGGAUUUGGCUACAUUAUUCUUAUCCCCACUUCCCUGACUUGGAAACUGAGGCUCCAAUCAGUUAAGGGAAAACCGGAACAACAGUUAGGAGGAAUUAUAUGGACAAUGUCUUGGCAUCCAUCUGUUAGUACUGAGAAGAAAUUUAUGAAUAUGUGCCUAUUUUUUUUUAAUUUUUUAUUGUGGGUUGUUCAAAACAUUACAAAUUUCUUGACAUAUCAUAUUCCACACUUUGAUUCAAGUGGGUUAUGAACUCCCACCUAAAUAUGUGCCUAUUUUUAGAAAUAUGUUCUUGUAUGUAUAUAUGACCCCCUUUUGUAAAGAAAAUAGAGUGGUCAAGGUGACAGUGUCCUGUUUAUGUGGAAAACUCAAAAGGACAGAUGCCCAGGAGUCUAUUAUUUACUUGCAGGCAGCUGGAGGAUGGGAAACAACACACAGUCCUAUUUUAUUUCCUGUCCUUUUGAAUGGUUUGAGUUUUGACAGUGAACACAUGUUACUUGCUACAAUAAGGGAAAUAUCUGUUUUUGCUGUGUCAUAUGGAAAUGUUUAAGUGUGAAACUCAGGAAAGGCUCUCAGCCUCACCUUCCAAUAGGGCAAAACCCUCAUGUCUCCUUUGAUUAUGCAACAAUAGCUGGGUGUGAGAGCACACACCUGUCAUUCCAGCUACUGGCAAUGCCAACUACUCAGGAGGCUGAGAUAGGAAGAUCAUAAUUUCAAGGUCAGACUGUACACCUUAGUGAGAUCCUGUCUCAAAAUAAUUUUUAAGAAGGGCUAAGGAUAUAGCUCAGUGGUAGAGCACUUGCCUAGUGUGCACAAGGCCCUGGGUUCAAUCUCAAGUUCCAAGAAAACAAAAACAGUUAUCGUCUCAUAGGCUAUAUGAUAUGCAAGGGGCUGGUGGGUUGGAAUGGAGAGGAAGCCAGGGACUCGGGCAAGUAAGUGUUUCACUGUUAUGGGGUUGUUGGAUUUCAGUGGAUAAUGGACUCAUGGAGGAGCCUCCUCUGCCUCUUCUUCAUCAUGUUUGUCCUCUAGCUAGGAGCCUACCGGAUCCACAGGAACCAUGACAGAGCCUUCUUACAAGAACUUCUGAAACUUCCAUGUUCUACUUCUCUGGGAAACCAAAGCCCAAGAAUGUGAAAGACUUUGAUACUACAAAAAAUUUUCCAGCCUGUGCUGUGGCCUGCAGGGCCUCAACAGUGAGCUAGUAAUUUAGAUCUUAUUGAAGAAUGGCACUUAAAUGUCUGUCUCAGUGACACCAAGGUUUUCUAUGUGUAUUAUCAAGCAAGGUUCUAAGCACUUUACUUUCAUUAAGCUGUUUAAUCCUCCUAACAUGCAUAUGUGGAAGAAUAAUCCUGUGCUGUGGGUGAAAAACCUGAGGUCCAGAGAGGGUGAGCCAUAGGCAGAGCUGUAAUGAGACCAGGCAGUCUGACUGCCAUCUGUGUGAUUCACCACUGCACCAAGUCUCAACGACAACUAUGCUGUUCUGUAAAUGUGCAGUUAAGUACAGGUCUCCAAUCCUUUACCUGCAAUUCUAAAAUGCAAAAACACCCAAAAGCCAAGGGUUUUUUCCUAAUUUGGGCAUCAAACCUGACCCGAACUGAAGUGAGAUCAUUUAUACCCUUAAUUUCUUCUAGUGUGCCUUUUUGCAAUUCUCUACUGAAAUGCUAAUAUAUUCAACAUCUGCCAGAUAGAAUCCUUUCUAAUAUUCAAGGAAUUAUAAAUACAUCUGACCCAAAGGUUUCAAGUAAGGGAUUAUGGACCUGUAUUAAUAAAGUUUUACAGUAAUAAACAUGUUUUAAUUUCACUGAUAAAAACAGAGUUCUCUGGCUGGAUGGUUGGAGUGGAGUCUAGCUAAAAGGCGAGUCUGGGCAUGAGUGCCUAGGUACACCCAACCCUUCUUCCCUGAGUAGAAGGGGUGGCAGAAGCAGGUUGGAGGAAGCUGCUGGCUGUCCAGUCUUAUUUCACAUUGAUACAGCUGUUUCACCUUUCUGUGCCUCUCUCCCAAGACUUCAGACUCCUCUGGAUCCCCAGACCUACAGCUGAUUUAAUCUACCCCCAAACCCUACCCCCUCGAAGUUAGAUCCUUUAUGGGUAAGGAUAGGACUUAGGCUGGCAUCUUGCAUGGCUUCUUUCAGGACAGGGGGUUUAUAGAAGGUCAGGGAGCUUUUAGACUGAGGUGGACCUGUCCUCCUAGGAUUGGUUUACAUAAGUGAGAGCCCUGGGAAUAAGGACAUGGAAGUUCCUAUCUAGAUCUGUACUUUUCCAUGUCCAGGACCCUAAAUGCCUCUAGUGCUGAGGGCUUAUAGGACCAUCUCUUCCAAUGUGGAAAAAGGGCAGAGAGGCCAUGGGCUGUACAGAGGACAGCAGCAGACCUCAGGCUGCGUACCACUGUAAGGAUAAGGUCACUUCAGUCUUCUUAAUGGCCUUAUUGGCUACUUAUUUUAAAAGCUGCCUGAACACAUCUACAACUAUCCUUGAUAUCUAUCAGCAACCCUUGCUUUGGUACCUCACUGCCUUUUUAUGCUGGCUUUCCCCACCUUGGUGGUCAGUGCAGGCCCCUCAGCUCACAUGGCCUUCUCACCUAGGCAUGACACCUGCAUGGAAGCCACAGGACCUUAAGGGCAGGGGGAUGGUGGACAGAAGAGCUCUGACUAGAAGGAGAGCAGAUAGCCACUGUAGUGGCCUCCUGGCCUAAAGGACUUUCUUCCACUUAAUCUUCAGUCUUUAUCUUCCCACUUCUGGAGCAUCCCUCAUCCUAACUUCUUGUUCUCAAGAGUCCCCCAAGGCGUCCCAGACAACAUCUGCCAGAUAGAAUCCACCAUUCCUCUUGCUAAGGGAAAUGCUGUCCUGAGCUUCAGGCAGUGUCUACUACUUAACUGGAUUAUGAGACCCUUGGCAACUGGACAUGACUUUGACUAUUUUUUUAAUUGUAUUUUACUUAGAGGUUAGUUCAGUUUUUAACCAUGGACAUAUAAAUACAUUUUGGAAUUUGAGGGAUCCUAAAGCAUCUCUAUAAGCCUCUGAUAACUUUGCACACUAAUCCCCCACAACUUCUACCCAAUUAUCAUACUGCCUCCCUCCCAUAGAUUUUGCAGCUUUUCUCUGUGUUUUAGUCAGCUUUCCCUCACUGGGAAAAUACUUGAGAAAGACAACUUAAAAGGAGGAUUUGUUUUGGGCUCGUGGUUCCAGAGGUUUUAGCCAUAGUCACUUGGCCCCAUUGUUUUGAGACCUAUGGCAUAGCAGAAUAUCACAGUGGAGGAAACCUCAUGGCAGCCAGGAGGCAAAAAAGAGGAAAGGGCUGGGGUCCUAAUGCGCCCCCCCCCCCCAGGUGCACACACCCAGUCACCUAACUUCUUUCCACUAGGCCUCACAUCCUAAAGUUCCACCACUUUCCAGCAACACCAUAGACUGGCUACUAAGCUUUCAAAACAUAGGUUUUUGAGGGACAUCUAAGAUCCAAACCAUAACAUUAUGUAAACAUGUCCCUGCAGGGGAUGUUCUAAGACCCUAGCUUGAACAUCAGCUUGCUGGGGGAACACCUGCUGCUGACUGGAUCACAGAACGUUCAAGGUACUCUGUGACUUUUGGUCAGGGCGUGGAAAGAAAGUGGGGAAAACUAGAGGACACUGCAGGACCCCCAAAAUAUAUAUAAUUUUAGGAAUGGGAGGUGAAGGGCAAGUUAGGAGGGCUCUGAGCACCUUUGGAAGCAGAGAAGAGGCCUGCAAAUCUGGCAAGGUCAUGAUGAAAGCUUUGCAGUUUCUUCCCCCAGAUCACAGACCCCUGAGAAAAACAGCCUUCCCACCCAGCAGGGCACAUUGAUUUAAGUGUCCUGAGGGCACCACCACUGGCCACUGCUGGCACUGCUUCCCUCCCUGUGCCCAGACUGGACUGGCCUUGGGAUCUCACUGUAGGAAGACAGGGGUUCUCCCCAACUAGUGGAGUGCCUAGUUCUUGGACAGCCCUGAGAUCUACCCCCUAUUGGUACAAAUCUCUCCUGCUAACCACUCAGGAGUUUAGUUUCAAAAUAGCAACUGUGGGCUGGGGAUGUGGCUCAAGCAAUAGGGCGCUCGCCUGGCAUGCGUGCGGCCCGGGUUCGAUCCUCAGCACCACAUACAAACAAAGAUGUUGUGUCUGCCGAAAACUAAAAAAUAAAUAUUAAAAAAAAAAUUCUCUCUCUCUCUCUCACUCUCUCUUUAAAAAAAAAAAAAAUAGCAACCAUUUGGGCCAUCAGUAUUCAGAGAAGUUUCUGGCUGCUCUGGUAGCUGGAUGCUUUGUGAUUAUGUGAAUGAAUAAUUGAGUUUAUUUUUUUUUAAUUUUUUAUUCUUUUUAGUUAUAUAUGACAGUAGACUGUAUAACUUCACACUUCUAUGGCUGUACAUGAUGUGGAGUUACACUGGUUGUGUAUGCAUAUAUGAACAUAGGAAAAUGUCUGAUUUAUUCUAUUGUCAAUGAAUUUAUUCAUUACUGUCAUAAUGAAUUUAUUCAUGAACAAUAGUGAAUUGUAGACAUUCAAUGGAUAAUAUCAGAAUCCAUAUACACCAAAUGGAAGCCUUUCUUAUAUCCCUACUGUUCCCUGACUUGGAACAAACACCUUUCCACCCUGUGGCCUUCUGGAAUUCUCCAAGUUCAGUUUCUUGCUCUUCCAAGAUUCUCAUGUGGUCUUUCUGGAUAUCCCUACUGUGAGAUUCUCCAUUGUCCACAACCACAUCUUCCAUGGGGCCAUUAUGAACCUAUCACCCAAGUCAGACAAUGAAAGCAGGGCCUGGGCCAAGCAGAGAGACAAGCACAAAGGCCAGCAGAACUUGUGAGCAUGUCUUUUUUUUUCUCCUCUUAACUUCUUAGAAAAGCUCCAAGACCAUGGUGAAAAUGGAAGAGUAACUGAGGACACAGGAUGUCUCACGUGUGUCUUUUUAUUUUCUUUGCUACUGUACCAGCCCAUCACCGAAUACAAUUGGCCCUCAAUAACCACAAGUUCCACUUCCAUGGAUUCAACCCACCACAGAUCUAAUAUUCAGGAGGGAAAUGCAUUGGUGCUGAAUAUGUACAGAUUUUUUUCUGGUCUUUAAUCGCUAAACAAUAUACAACAAUUAUUUGCCUAGCAUUUAUAAUGUAUUAGGUAUUAACAGCAAUGUAGAGAUGAUUUAAAUUAUCUGGAAAUAUACACUUAAGUUAUAUGCAAAUGCUAUGCCAUUUCAUAUAGAGGACUUAAGCAUCUGACAAUUUUGGUAUAAGUGAGUGGUCCUGGAACCAAUUCCCAUGGAUACAGAGGGAUGACUGUAGUAAGAUCCAGAACAGAGCUCCAGAGCCUCACCUCAAGGUAAACAGCUGGGGAGAAGGGAGUCAGCUUUCCAGCUGCCCACACUUAAGGUUGAACUCCUAGCCAGGUCUCUUUCGACCCUCUUCCUCCACAAUAAUGGAACUACGUAUUACAGCCUGUGCAUUUCCCCACAGUUUGUACCUAGUAAUGUGCAUAAUUAUCAAUUGGAGAUUGAUCUUCUCUCUCUCUCUCUCUCUCUCUCUCUCUCUCUCUCUCUCUCACACACACACACACACACACACACACACACACACACACA